Daucus carota subsp. sativus is the source of this 714-nucleotide messenger RNA. RefSeq lists its product as uncharacterized. The record is from RefSeq and is a predicted model, not a curated record. Bases 1 to 714 code for a protein of 237 amino acids. The transcript has a single exon. NCBI's taxonomy places the organism in Eukaryota, Viridiplantae, Streptophyta, Magnoliopsida, Apiales, Apiaceae.
AUGAAUAGCAUUGAUAUUAAGGUUGAAAAGGCCAAUGCAAUGUUGAGGUACAAAAGAUUGGAAAAAAUCACAGCUUUAUUCAGGUUGAUGGAAGUGUGCAUGUUUCUUUUCAUCAUUUCAAGGCUCUCCACUCAUCUGCCUUUGGCUCUCAAAGUCUCUGCUGAUUGUAUUCACAGUCUUUAUAUCACAAUCUUCAGUCCUGCUUUCCUCUUCAUCCUCGGAAAUGCUAUUGUUCUUGUUCUCGUGUUCAAUUCUGGCCACCUUUCAGCUCAAGAAACCAAAAACUUUAGCCAUACCACUGAAUUUUGUACCCAGUAUGUUGAAAGUUGUGUUAAUCGCGUAGAGGAGGUCGAAAAACAAGGGGAAGAAGCUGUUUCAGAUAUGUGUAGUAGUUCUGAGGAUGGAAAGAUGCUUAGGAGACCGUCAGAGAGUUUAAUGAAGUACCAACAUCGAGAUUUUGGAAAGAAACUUGGACCAACUGUGACAGAAAAUGGUCGAAAAUUUAGAAACCAUGAUGAAAGAACUUUGGAAUCUCCGGCUAUGGUCCGGAAAAGUGGGGAUCACAGAGUUUCAGCACAAAACUUUAGUGCUAAAUGCUAUGCAGAGGAUGAAAUGAGCGGCGAAGAGUUCAGGCAUGCAGUUGAAGCUUUCAUAGCGCGACAGCAGAAAUUUUUGAGGGAAGAAUUCUCAUCUAUUGUAGCUUAUGGAAACUAA